AUGGCGCUCAGAGACGACUUUCUGACUAUUCUUAAUGCCGAAAUGGUUUUCAGCAUCCUCGAGUUCACGCCAAAGAAGCGUCUCAUCAUCAACAUGCUCAUUCUUGGUAAUUUUCCAGAACUGAAAAUAACUUUAAAUUGAAAUAUAUAGUUGUGGCCUUGGUUGGCGGAGUUACGGCGACAUUUUCCGCCGUUCAGGCCAUGGUGAAUAGCCGAUUUUCGGCCCCUUGUUAUGCCCGACUUUGGUCAGAAGCUGCCGCUUUAGCCGAACAGCAGCGGAUGCAGUCCUUCCAGUUUGUUUUUCAUUUUAUUUUUUCAUUUUCUUGUAAAAAAAUAUCAUAUUUUCAUUUCAAAAAUCGUUGAGAAGCUAUAAAAUUAAAAUCCUAAAAAAUCUAAGAAAUCGCCCACUAUUUGAGAAUUCCUAAAGCAUUUUCAGAUUGUUAUGAACUUUUUCGCUCAUUAAAUUUUUUAAAAUGUGAAUUCAAGCACUUCUAACCACAUUUAGGAAGUUUAGAAAAGCCCGGAAAGUUUUUUUUUUUCCAGAAAAUUCCCAAGCGAUUCAAAGUGUCUAUAGACAUUUAAAAAAUCUGGUCAAUUUUGAAGUUUCUGGAAAAUUUUGAAUUCCCAGGUGGUCGCGUUUUAAAAGGCGAAGACGUGUUGAAUUUUUCUAGUUUUGAAGCAAUCCCGGGGUAAUUUUGGAAGAUGACGUCAUUGCGAAACUGAGAAAAAGCUAAGUAAUCCCUUUAGGACUUUGACCUUUGAGUGGCCCCUUUAGUAGUUGAACUAGUGGACACUAUUGAGGUCUACGUGGUACUACGAGAUCAUUAAAGUGGCCACUUAAGAGUCCUUGAGGAACCUCUUAAGUGGCCACUACAAUAUUUUCAUAGAAUUUUUCUUUCCAGACACGGCAAAAUCGCCUGCUGUGGCGAAUUCCGCAACAUCUCCCACAUAGUCGGCUCCUGUCUCGACGACAGCGUCAAAUUAGUUUCCUCUAUGGGUGGUCAUGGAUAA
Caenorhabditis auriculariae is the source of this 1010-nucleotide messenger RNA. NCBI's taxonomy places the organism in Eukaryota, Metazoa, Nematoda, Chromadorea, Rhabditida, Rhabditidae. The record is from the annotation of a GenBank genome assembly.